AUGACGGAAUAUGGAAGUGUUGUUUUGACAUUAAGUAAUGUUUUAUUACCACCGGAAAAACUUUUUCCUAAUCCAACACCAUCAACAAUCGAAGGUUUACCAUGGGAUGUUGAAUAUGAUUUACGAUUAAUUGGUUGUGAACUUAUACAAACAGCUUGUUUACUUUUAAAACUACCACAAACAGCAGUUGCGACUGGUCAAGUUUUAUUUCAUCGUUAUUUUUAUUUUUCAUCAUUUGUUCGUCGUCCUAUGGAAAUCAUGGCAAUGGCUUGUACUAAUCUUGCAGCUAAAAUUGAAGAAAAUGCUCGACGUGUACGAGAUAUUAUUAAUGUAUUUCAUCAUAUUAAACAAGUUCGAUCUGGAAGUCUAAUUCAACCCUUAUUAAUUGAUCAAGUUUAUAUUGAUCGAAAAAAUGAAGUAAUCAAAGCAGAACGACGUUUAUUAAAAGAACUUGGCUUUUGUGUCUAUGUUAAACAUCCACAUAAAGUAAUUGCAAUGUAUUUAAAAAUUCUUGAAAAGGAACGUGAAAAAGAUUUCGUACAAACUUCUUGGUAUGUAUUUAUAUUCUAAAUGAUUAUUUAAAAAAUCGAAAUGAGUUGAUCAUAGAGAUUGGAGUGUUUUUUUUCAGACAAAAAUAAAGGAAAUUUUCUUGAUGAAUAUUUCACUAUGUAUUAUUCCUCUUUCUCUCUGUCUAAGAUUUAAUAUAGAUUUUUUAAAAUUAACUUGUUUCUUGUCUUUCGUCCAGGAUUGAUGGAAAUAUGCGUAUAUAACCGUUUAAAUUCUGCCGGAAUAUAUAUAUACACACAACGUCGGGUCGUUUUAAUCAACACUCGACUUUUAUUUGGAUGAUAUAUGAUCAAGUAUCGGUCGGUAUUCGAUUUUUUUUUAUUCACAUUUGAAAUAUAUUCUCUAUAUUUCUAGUUUUAUCAAAGAUGUUUUAUUUGUUAUGUUUGAUUAAAAUUAGAAUUGCUGAUUUUUUUCUUUAGAAAAAAUAAGUAAAGCUGAAAAAAACAAAAAGAUUUUGUUAUGAAUAGUAGCGUAGCCGGAAAAUCGCGGAUGCCUGAGUUGGCCCACCUCUGAUUAUGACAUAAAGAAUAUCUAGAUGCAUCGAACAUCUUUAAUGUAUACGUCCUAAUCUGAGGAAAUUCAAUAAUAGAAGAUGAUCCGACAGCUUGUAUGAGCAAUCGAUAGUUGAAAGUUUUUAUCUAUUCAUUCUUACACCUCAUGCAUGUGAUUCAAUGACAACUAUGAGACGUAAGAUAGAUUCUCUUAACUGAACAAAUCUAAUCUAUUCUAGUUCGUAUAAAUACCUAUAAAAUAUUAGCACUGUAUUCGUAAUUCUAUGUGAAUUAUUUGCACGGCUUUUGAUGCAUCCUGUGUGUAAUAUUUUGUUUCCAAAAUGAGCAAAGUUUUGUCAUCCUACACGAUGUAUUUAACUGUUUAUCACAUUUUCAAAACAUCUUUUUGUUUUUUUCAGCUUUGUUUAUUUUCAACAUAACAAAUGAUUCAUUAUUGAAAAAUUUUAUUUCCGAGAACAAAGUGACCGAUAUACCGAUACUUGAUGAAAUACAUUCUUCUCUCUUUUCU
Molecule: messenger RNA, 1587 nt
Organism: Adineta steineri
Lineage: Eukaryota; Metazoa; Rotifera; Eurotatoria; Adinetida; Adinetidae
Source: the annotation of a GenBank genome assembly